Synchytrium microbalum is the source of this 891-nucleotide messenger RNA. RefSeq lists its product as uncharacterized. Gene Ontology annotation, molecular function: protein binding. The transcript is spliced from 8 exons. NCBI's taxonomy places the organism in Eukaryota, Fungi, Chytridiomycota, Chytridiomycetes, Synchytriales, Synchytriaceae. The record is from RefSeq and is a predicted model, not a curated record. The coding region runs from base 1 to 891 and encodes 296 amino acids.
AUGUUGGGGCCAACGGAUCCGGUCAACGAGUCAUUACAACAGUCGGCUGGGUCUAGUUCUCAUUUUGGCUUUCCCGAUUCUGACGACGAAUCCUUCCAUUCGGCCAAAGAAGAUACGGACGAUACUUUCAUAUAUGAGAAAUCUGAAGCUGAAUCUAUACCAGAACCCCAACUUGCUGCUUCUUCCUCUGCCACAAGUCCGAACAUUUCAACGUCAAAUAACGAUAGGAAAGACCCUUGGUCAAUUCCACCAAUAACGGAAAUCAAGACACGGAAAGCCUAUUCAGGUCCUAGUGAAGAGGCAGAAUUGUCGCAAAUAGAGGCUGAACUGGAGUUGACUGAAGAAGAAUUAGCUACUUUGAAGGGUCGAUCCCUUGAUGAAAAGGAAUCAGGAAAUGUUCAUUUCAAGAAGCAAGAAUACGAGGAAGCCAUUGGAAGGUAUCAGAAUGCAUUAGAUAUAUGUCCACUUCGCUUCAAAUCAGAGAGAGCCGUCUUUCAUUCCAACAUCGCUGCCUGCCACUUUUUGAAGCAAGAAUGGGAGAAAACAGUAUCAUCCUGUACAAAAGCUAUCGAAUUGAAUCCUGUGUAUCUUCAAGCACUACGACGUCGAGCAUCAGCUAAUGAUAAGAUUGGAAGGGCCAGCGCGUUGACUUCGGCUUUGGAAGAUUACAAGAAGGUUUUGCUAUUGGAUCCAAGCAACAAGGAGGCUUCCAAAGCCAUCAACACGUUGCCGAAACGAAUUGAAUUGCGAAUGGAGGAAGAAAAGGAAGAAAUGAUGGGUAAACUGAAGGAGCUCGGUAACCAAUUUCUCGGAAUGUUUGGCAUGUCUACUGACAACUUCCAAAUGAAACAAGAUGAAAAGGGUGGAUAUUCGCUCAACAUUCAAAAAUAG